Molecule: messenger RNA, 1179 nt
Organism: Ornithodoros turicata
Lineage: Eukaryota; Metazoa; Arthropoda; Arachnida; Ixodida; Argasidae
Exons: 14
Coding region: 46-1179 (377 amino acids)
Source: RefSeq, a predicted model, not a curated record
UUAUCAGAAGGCCGACUGUUGGCCUGUGUAUUACUUCUUCUUGUAAUGGUUAUCCUUCUCGUCGUCGUAAGAGCCUGGAUGUUCCUCAACCAAGAUACAGAAUACAUCCACCAUCAAAUCCCAUCGACGACGUCAAAGGUCACACAUGGCACAUCCACCACAACACAGGAUACAACGACGCCAAAGCUUGCACAGAGCACAACCACCACAACAACUACGAGGGGUCCUCUGACCGACGAAGAACUGACUGAACUGGCAGAAACACGUCCCAUCACAGUCCUCUUCGUCGGUGAUCGCAGCUACAGCACGAUAUCGAAGGAACAAUUUAUGAUAUAUGCACAAAGCCAGCUUAAUCUGAUGAAUGCAGCCUUUGCAGAAAAUAACAUCAAGAUGAAGAUGAAAGUUUACGACACCUAUGUGAUGAAUGAGGAACAGGACAGGACCCACCUCCUGGAAAUUCCUGGUAGACAGCUUCCGUCAAUUAACACAGAUAAAUGCCAUGAGACACUUAAGGGAAAACUUGUUGAGUACCCUGGGACCAACGAGUCCGACAUCGUCUUCGUAGUAACGAGAAAGAUUCUCAGCGACGAAAGUAAGAGGUAUUAUUGGAGCAAACGCAACACAGGAACAGGACCCUGUGGAGGACGCUUGCAGCCCGACAUCUACUACGACCCUCCCUUUUCAUACCACGCUAUUCAACAAUCUAUGUGGAGCAACAACGUGUUGAGGAUAGCGAAGACGGGUGGAUGUGAUGCCGGCCACCUUGAUCCGUGCUACCAAGAUCUCAUCCCUAGAUAUAAGGACGACUUGAAUAAAAGCCUAUGCCACACAACGGCAGACACGCAAACGGCGCCUAUAUUUUCAGGAGCAGUGGGAUUCGACGUAGAUAAAUUCUGUGAGGCGAAGGCUGCCCUGCAAGGAAAAAAAGCUGGCAGAGGCUCCACAGUGACCGAAUCGUGCACCACGUCGUGUGGGUUUCCGGACUACGCGUAUCAAAUCCUCUUCCUUGGUUCAUGCAAGGCGCCGCAGACAUCCGCAUGCUUCGACGACGACUAUGAGGUACGCCAUGACCAGAUGGAUGGACAGAAAGCACCACAAUCUUUCGUGAAAACUGGCUGCACCAUUCGGCAUUUCGUCAAACACUCUUCAAUGCUGUAUGGUGGCACUAUAGGACAUUGA